This is a messenger RNA of Syngnathoides biaculeatus (alligator pipefish), 2604 nucleotides long. RefSeq names its product gap junction Cx32.2 protein-like. Lineage: Eukaryota; Metazoa; Chordata; Actinopteri; Syngnathiformes; Syngnathidae. Gene Ontology annotation, biological process: cell communication. Gene Ontology annotation, cellular component: connexin complex. The transcript is spliced from 2 exons. The record is from RefSeq and is a predicted model, not a curated record. Bases 143 to 859 code for a protein of 238 amino acids.
CAAGUGGGUCGGUGUAUGAUAAAUCUGGUGAUUCUGCUUAUUUAAUAUAAGCUAUAAGAGGGAAGUGAAACUUAUAGACCAAACACAACAACAGAAGGAAGCAGGAACCAUUGCUUAGAUCUGUGAGAGAUUGGCUGCCAUCAUGGGGGAGUGGUCCUUCCUAUCUGAGAUGUUGGACAAGGUUGAAUCACACUCGACUAUAUUUGGCAAGGUCUGGAUGAGCGUUCUUUUUAUUUUCAGAAUCUUCAUUCUGGCAGCUGGUGUGGAUAGAAUAUGGGGAGAUGAACAAGGCAACAUGGAUUGCAACACCAAAAGCCCCGGCUGCAAGAAUGCUUGCUACGAUGCGUCUUUCCCCAUAUCUCACACACGCUUCUGGGUCCUCCAGAUCCUCACUGUCUCAACACCUACUUUCAUCUAUCUGGGUCACGUCCUGCUUGUUAUUCGCAAAGAGAAUAAGCUCAGGAGACACCUUGAGCAAAAACAGGAUUUAAAUAGGAUGAUCAAAUCUCCGAAAUAUUCUGAUGAACACGGCAAAGUGCACCUGAAAGGCUUUCUGUUGGUCAGCUAUAUGAUGCAGCUUCUGUUCAAGAUCUUGUUGGAGGUGGCCUUCGUUGUGGGUCAAUACUUUAUCUACGGCUUCAUUAUCAUGCCUGAAAAGAUCACGUUCCAAGGGGGAAGCUGUCAGACUGACACAAACUGCUUUAUCAGUCGUCCGACAGAAAAAACAGUGUUCAUCAUCUUUAUGUUGGCGAUGGCCGUCCUCUCUGUUGUGCUCAACAUUGCUGAAAUGUUGCAUCUGAUUAUUUCGAAACUGUGGCAGAAUAAAAGGAGGAGAAGUGAUUUAAAUCUGACUGACUAAAUUUACCUAGCUAACAAUAAAACAGGUCAAAAAGCCACAAGUCGAAUUUCAGAUGGUUGUUUUUAAUUUUAUGAGGUUUUUUUAAAGGCAGCCUUUCUUUAUUAAUCCAGCAGUAAACAGGAAAAGCACAAACAACAAGACAAAAAGUUCAUGAUAUCGUUAAGCACCCAUAUUUGGUAAAUAAGCCAAAUUGUAUAAGACAUUUGAUUUCUCACAAGCAAUAAGCAGAGUAAAAUAUUGAAUUAAAAAAAGUGUACAGUAGAACAUGUGAGAAUCAAUAACAUUGUAAUAAUAAUGGAACAUACAAAUUAAAUACAAUUAAAUUAAAUCAAAUUAAAUUAAAAAUAGUUAUAAUAAUAACAAUAAAUGAACAUGUGUUUUAAGAGAGAAAAAUGCAUUUAAAGCUGUGGUUUUCAAUCGGGUGGGGGGGGGGGCGGCGGAUUCAUGAUAGGGAGAGUCCAAAUAGUCCCACCACGGCCCCAUUUUCACAAUAGAUACUUUUCACGUGACGUCAUGAGUCACAUGACUUUUGUUCACAACGCCCACUGGACGGCAAAACUACAAUACAACUUGUGUUUUUUAGUGACCCUUUUGUGAAUAUUGGCUUGCUUAUAAGUGUCUUAUGGCCUUUUCAUUAUGGUAUUUCAUUGUGUGGCUUAUGGUUAUAAGAACAGAGAAAAAGGGGUCUGACACUACAGGCAUUGUUUACCUUUUGCUGGGGAUUCAACUAAUUUACUGUGGUAUGCUCAACACUUAUAUCUUUCCGGAGGUCUUUGAGCUGUCGAUAUACCUAAUAGCACCCGCGGUGAAACUUUACUUUCCAGGUUUGCGGUGGAUAACGUGAACCUCGUAGGUGUUGCUAGCCAUACCCUUUAGCUGCACUUUUGCUAACUCGUGGGAGCGGGCUAUGCCGAUCGCUUUUUUUGAGUGUGAGCGCCGGCCCGUGGCUGAGUAAAUUUUCACGCAGAGUCGGUGGGUUGGUAGCGAAACGUAUGCAGUCUUUGAUCAUCUCAUCGCUGUUUGUGUAGUUGUAGUCUUUAAGCAACAGCUUGAGAUCUGUCACAAAGGGAUUCACAGUUACCUUUUGCCUUCUUGUGAAACUUAUAUUUAGCAAAUACGGGGUUUGCUUUCGGAGUGAGGUAAUCUAAGAAUUAUUUGUAAUAGGUUUUUAGCAACUUAUCUUCGUCUCCGGUCAGUGUCUACGUAUUGCUAACAUCCCGUUCUUUCUUGCCGAUCCACAGCAGGAGGAAACUGCACUCUUCCUCUUCAGGUCUGUUUUUAAGAGGUCACGUGAACAUGAAUUUGGUGUGUUGUUGUCACAAAAACGUAAUCCCCCAAAAAGUUCGAAAACCACUGCUUUAAAGUCUGGACUGGGAAAUUUCCUUGAUGAAAAGUAUUUCAAAAUCCAAACCGACCAGCAUCCAUAGAGGUUCCACAUUAUAAAGAUAAGGGUGUAAAUUUUGCCCUCUAUCAUGUUAAGCACUACUUAAAGAUGAAAAUGGAAUGUUAGUCCAGCAAUAUGAGCAUAACUAAACAUACACAGCCGAGUCCUGAGGGUUAUAUAUUAUUUUGUUUGUAUUGUUUUCUUUGUGUUUCUUUUAUGUGUGACAUUGUAAAUUCGGAUGAUGUGACAAGGUGGAAGUUAUUCUUUGUUCCCUGUUGUUGUUUUGUUUUCAAACUACAUUUUUGCCAUGCUAUGUUUGGCGAUAUUUGUUUGAUAUACUGUACGGCUGUAUAUAUGCAAA